CGUCCAGUGGGGGCCAUUGUUCACCAAUCCCAUUGAAAAAAUCGAACCAUCGUGCUGUAAUAAACUGUAAUAUAAUAUGUGCAAUUGGGCUUCUCUUUGCUUGGGUUCAGCUCAAGUAACAAAAUUCUCUCUCAUGGCCCGUCGGCUUUCCGGUCCAAACCCAACACCGAUAUCCAAGCCAGAUGCCUUAUCCUUAAGUUAUGUCUACAUAUCCAACUGAAAAUCUGUGUAAGACUACGUGCAAGCAAAGAACACCAUAAAACACAAGCACAUCUUUUCAGUUUUUAUCACCAUUCCUUUCAGUUUUUGAGGUACUCUCUCUUCAUUCCUUCUUUCUAUCUUUCUCCCUUUAGCUGGUUGUAGAGCAAAAUGAUCUUCCUUGAACAUUGAGCACCAGGAAAAAAGAAGACAGAAAAUCAUUAUCAAUGACACUGUUUUCAACUGAGUUAGUUACCCAUAGUCUACCCUUUACUACACAACAACUAAAACCAACUUCAAAUUCACAUUCACAUCAUACUUCUUUGGUGAGUUGCUUAAACCAUGAGAGUCAGGAUAGUAGUAGUAAGUCUAGAAACAACCAAAAAGUGAGGGUUUCAGCUGAAACAAGACCAACCCAUCUCUUAUCUUUUGAUUUUAAAGAGACUCAUUUGAUGAAACUACUCAAUAGGUCAUGCAAGGCAGGCAAGUACAAUGAAGCAUUUUACUUUCUUGAGUGCAUGGUUGGCAAAGGGUACAAGCCUGAUGUUGUUCUUUGUACAAAGAUGAUUAAAGGAUUUUUCAAUGGAAGGAACGUUGAGAAAGCUACUAGGGUGAUAGAAAUUUUGGAAAAGUAUGGUGAACCUGAUGUUUUUGCUUACAAUGCAAUAAUUAGUGGGUUUUGUAAGAUGAACCGACUUGAUUUUGCUAAUAAAGUGCUUGAUAGGAUGAGAAGUAGAGGGUUUUCACCUGAUGUUGUUACAUACAAUAUAAUGAUUGGGAGUUUUUGUAGUAGAGGGAAACUUGAUUCAGCUUACAAGGUUAUUAAUCAGUUGUUAAAAGAUAAUUGCAAGCCUUCUGUUAUUACCUACACAAUUUUGAUAGAGGCAACCAUGCUUCAAGGUGAAAUUAAUGAAGCUAUGAAACUUUUGGAUGAAAUGUUAUCGAAAGGACUUCGACCAGAUAUGUUCACUUACAAUGCAAUUAUUAGAGGAAUGUGCAAAGAUGGGAUGGUGGAUAGAGCUUUUAAGUUUGUUAGAAGCUUAAAGGCUAGGGGUUGUCAGCCAGAUGUGAUUUCCUACAACAUUUUGUUACGAGUACUUUUGAAUCAGGGGAAGUGGGCUGAAGGAGAGAAACUAGUGACAGAGAUGGUUUCUAGAGGUUGUGAACCAAAUGUUGUUACGUAUAGCAUCUUGAUCAGCUCUCUUUGUCGUGAAGGAAAACUUGAGGAGGCUGUAAAUGUAUUAAAGAUGAUGAAAGAAAGGGGUUUGACUCCUGAUGCUUAUAGUUAUGAUCCAUUGAUCUCUGCAUUCUGCAAAGAAGGGAGACUAGAUUUGGCAAUUGAGUUUUUGGAUUGCAUGAUCUCUGAUGGUUGCCUGCCAGAUAUUGUUAACUACAACACAGUCUUAGCUACUCUGUGUAAGAAUGGAAAAGCUGAGCAGGCUUUGGAAAUCUUUGAGAAGCUUCGCGAGGUUGGAUGUCCUCCAAAUGUGAGUUCUUACAACACUAUGUUCAGUGCACUAUGGAGCUCUGGGGAUAAAGUCAAGGCUUUGGAAAUGAUAUCAGAGAUGCUAAGUAAAAGAAUUGGUCCUGAUGAAAUUACUUACAAUUCACUCAUCUCCUGCUUGUGCAGAGAUGGGAUGGUAGAUGAAGCUAUCGAGUUGCUAGUUGACAUGGGAUGUAGUGGGAUUCCCCCGACGGUAAUCAGUUACAAUAUCGUUCUUCUUGGUCUAUGCAAAGUACACAGAAUCAAUGAUGCCAUUGAAGUGUUAGCAGCAAUGGUUGAUAAGCGAUGUCAGCCAAAUGAAACCACUUACAUAUUAUUGAUUGAAGGGAUUGGUUUUGCCGGAUGGCGUUCUGAAGCUAUGGAGUUGGCCAAUGCCCUUUUCAGAAUGGAAGCUAUUUCUAAAGAUUCAUUCAAACGUUUGAACAGAACUUUUCCUUUGCUUGAUGUUUACAAAGAAUUUGCUGGUUCUGAUUCUAAUAAGUAGCACCCAUUAACCAUUUUGUCACGUAUCAGCAACAUGAGCCCUCUAACUAUAAUCUUGCCAUAUCUUGUUUCAACACUCUUCUUCUAUCAAGUUAUUUAUUAUCCUCUCUGAACUUGGAAGGCGA
Theobroma cacao (cacao) is the source of this 2310-nucleotide messenger RNA. Its product is annotated as Pentatricopeptide repeat (PPR-like) superfamily protein. The record is from RefSeq and is a predicted model, not a curated record. Gene Ontology annotation, molecular function: protein binding. NCBI's taxonomy places the organism in Eukaryota, Viridiplantae, Streptophyta, Magnoliopsida, Malvales, Malvaceae.